This is a messenger RNA of Miscanthus lutarioriparius, 1110 nucleotides long. The record is from the annotation of a GenBank genome assembly. Lineage: Eukaryota; Viridiplantae; Streptophyta; Magnoliopsida; Poales; Poaceae.
AUGUCUCGCGUCGCGGGCUCGCGCCUCCUCCCUAGGAUCUCUGCGCUCUCCUUCUGCACCGCCUCCCCGGCAACCGCCGCCGCUUCCUCCUCCUCAUCCACGGCAGAGGCGGCAGCGGCAGCCGCCACCGCCUCCGAGGCCUCCUCCACCGCCGGAGAUCCAUCCUCCCAGCCGCCCCAGGCAGCCCGCAAGCCGUGGGGCGCGCUCAUGUUCGCCUCCUUCGCCGCCGUGUCCGCGGCGGUUGGCGGCACGGGCUACGUCAGCUACGCUUAUUCUCUGGAUGAAGUGGAUCAGAUGACGCGGGAGCUCCGGAAGAAGUCGAAGCAGCCGAUUCCUGAGGAUGCUUCCGGCUUUGAGAGGUUUCAGGCUAUGGCUUAUGCAGCAGCUAUGAAAGUUCCUGUUGCCGCUAUUGAGGUAUACCUGGAUGUGAGGAGCCAAAUUGAAGAUCAAAUUCGGGGCUUUAGCGAACCAGUAUCAGACAAACUUCUUCCAGAUCUUCUUCCUCAAGAGCAGCAUGUAUUGACUCUAGUUCUGGAUCUGAACGAGACUCUUGUAUACUCAGAUUGGAAGCGUGAGAGAGGAUGGAGGACCUUUAAGAGGCCAGGAGUGGAUGCCUUUCUUGAACAACUCGGGAGGUUUUAUGAAAUUGUUGUGUAUUCUGAUCAGCUUAGUAUGUAUGUUGAUCCUGUUGUUGAUAGGCUGGAUCCAAAGGGCAAUAUUCGACACAGACUAUCAAGAGUUGCAACUAAGUACGAAAAUGGAAAACAUUAUCGGGAUCUGUCAAAGCUGAACAGAAAUCCUGCUCAAGUUCUUUAUAUCAGCGCUCAUGCUAAAGAGUCAAGCCUGCAGCCUGAAAAUUGUGUGGAAAUUAAACCUUGGAAGCUUGAAAGUGAUGACACUCAACUGCUUGAUCUUAUUCCAUUUCUAGAAUAUGUUGCUAUGGUAAGACCUUCUGACAUCAGGGCUGUUCUUGCAUCCUAUCAAAGUGGUGAUAUCGCUGCCGAGUUUAUUGAGCGCUCUAAGGAGCACCAGAGUUCUGCAACUUCUGUGAAAGGUUUCCUGAUUCAUAUUGCUGUCAUGACAAAAACAGCUAAUGAUUUUACUGGGUAG